UCGAGCCGGCUUUCCUGCGGGCGGCGCUGCGCCGGGUCAUCCACGAAACUGUCCCGGAGUGGGUCCAUGCUGUCAUUCGUCCCCUAGCAGCAAAACUGGAGUAUUUUAUCCCUCAACCCUUUGCAGGAGAGAUCCUGGGAAUGUGCCAGGCGCUGGGGAUCAGCGUUGGAGAUGGAAUCCUCAUCAAUUUGGCCUAUGAAUCUACUGCUUUCUGCACCAGUAUUAUUGCUCAAGAUUUGAAGGGAAACAUUUACCAUGGUCGGAACUUGGAUUAUGCUUUUGGAGAUAUUUUACAGAAGAUUACAAUUGACGUGCAGUUUAUGAGAAAUGGACAGGUGGCCUAUAAGGGUACCACCUUUUUCGGCUAUGUAGGCUUAUGGACAGGACAAAGUCCACACAAGUUCACAAUCUCUGGUGAUGAACGAGACAAAGGAAGUUGGUGGGAGAAUGCAAUAGCUGCUUUCCUGAAUCGAAAUCUCCCAGUCAGCUGGCUUGUCAGGGAUACCCUGGACACAGCUGCAGACUUUCAAGCUGCUGUCCUCAAGCUGGCUGCGACCCCCAUCAUUGCGGACGUUUAUUACAUCGUCGGAGGGACGUUGCCCAAAGAGGGCGUGGUCAUCACGAGGAAUAGAAAGGGCCCGGCAGACAUCUGGCCUCUGGAACCCACAGCUGGAGCGUGGUUCCGUGUGGAAACUAACUAUGAUCACUGGACAACCCCUCCUCCUUUUGACGAUCGAAGAACUGCAGCCAUUAAAGCUCUCAAUGCCACUGGACAGAAGAAUAUUAAUUUUGAAACCCUCUUCAAGGUAUUAUCAGUGAGGCCGGUCUUAAACAAUUACACGGUGUAUACCACAGUAAUGAGUGCUGCAGUUCCAGACAAGUACUUAACGUGGAUCAGAACCUUGGAGUAAACAUGUACAAAAGGGGGAAAAGUUGAAGCUUUCCAAGUCCAGCAUUACUUUUAAAGUAAAUUAAUGCACUGCAGUUUUUUUUGCACAAAACAAUUCCUUGAGUGUUUCAGGAAAAGCUGACUUGCCAGAUUCUGAUGAUGUUAAUGUUCUGAAAUGAAGGUUUUACUAAAUUUUAUGAAUUACA
This is a messenger RNA of Pelodiscus sinensis (Chinese soft-shelled turtle), 1095 nucleotides long. RefSeq names its product N-acylethanolamine acid amidase (gene NAAA). Gene Ontology annotation, molecular function: fatty acid amide hydrolase activity. The record is from RefSeq and is a predicted model, not a curated record. Gene Ontology annotation, cellular component: lysosome. Lineage: Eukaryota; Metazoa; Chordata; Testudines; Trionychidae. Gene Ontology annotation, biological process: fatty acid metabolic process.